AUGGAGGUGCCCCAGUCUGGAUUCGCGCCCGACUACGGCGCGCCAGGCCCAGGCCAACCAUCGAUGGACCAGAGAAGCCACGAUCCGACAGCCAACGUCUCUGAUUCAAGUCAGUCUGGCCAAGCUGGGGACAAGAAGCGAAACAAGCUGGGCUAUCACCGGACCUCGGUAGCUUGUGACCAGCCGCCGUCUCAAGCAACUGAGCCGCGGCCCAAACCACAACCGAGACCUACCGUUGGGUCCAAGACCGCUUCCACGUCAUCUUCUCCCGUCAUACUUCCUGGGCAACCCCCAGAGGGAUCCCAGCAACAUCAGUACCAUCAAGGAGGAGUCCUGCCCUCGUCGCAAAACGUACUACCGACAACUAUGCAGCCAUCUACGGGUGAAAAUGUUGGCCAAGACACCACAGCGUCUUCUGGACCCUACGAUUUUGCGAACCCCCAAAUCACGAACUGGAUGUCCCCAGAUGUUAGUCCCAGCUCCACGACAAAGUCAAACGACCAUGAGGAAACAUGGAAGUCUUACGCUGAACAGUCCCCGAUUACUCCGUCAUUCUCGCCGUAUACUUCUCAAGCACCACCGUCAGCCAGCUGGAGCAACGUGGAUGCCAAUACUCACAGCAACAUGGGAUAUUCUUCUUUCGCAAUAGGGAGCUCCAUGGCCUACCCCAGAGGCACACAAAUACCUGCGCAGUACCCCACGAUGCCACAGUCGAGCCGGCAGUUUGAUCAAAGAUCUUUGACGGUGAUAUCUACAGACAUGUACCCGAACCAGAUUGCGACGAAUUUCCCAACCAUGGAUCCUCACACUACUUCCCUGUCUGUAGGUGCGAAUCCGCCUUCAGAUUACGGUACUUGGCCGCAGCAGCAGCCGCAGACGCAAUCCCCCUACGCCUACUCCAGACCGGCUGAGGGAUAUGACACGUGGACUCAUGAUGAAAACUAG
This is a messenger RNA of Colletotrichum orchidophilum, 945 nucleotides long. RefSeq lists its product as uncharacterized. The record is from RefSeq and is a predicted model, not a curated record. The transcript is spliced from 4 exons. Bases 1 to 945 code for a protein of 314 amino acids. Lineage: Eukaryota; Fungi; Ascomycota; Sordariomycetes; Glomerellales; Glomerellaceae.